AUGUCAAGACUGGAAGAACUCCCAUGUGAGCUACCACAGAGCACUGUGGAGAGCUCUGUCAAUCCUGCAGCAAUCGCCAUUCAAUUCGAGAGUCGGCUACCGAUUUUGAUGCAUGAUGACCUCGCCGCGAAGCCGGUAUGGAGGGAUUUGCUAGCGUUAACCGGCACGCUUCGUACCUUCUAUACCUCGAAUGUCUUACUGGCCUGGAAGGACAAUAUCUCCAGGGCCCGCGCCCACUCCUUCAAAGCGAAACCGGAGCUCUGCCGCGUGGUCCGAAUUGAGAGCGAUACACAGUGGGUAGACACUUUCUACUCGUUUCAGACCGAUGCGGUUCCUGCCUCUUCGUGUAUUGCGAUUCUAUCUCUUGUUCCCAACACCAACGGUGAGUGGAAAAUAUGGGCGAUUCGUACGGUACUCGACCAACUAUCCGGGGAAAGAAAUGUGGAUUUCUUGGAACCUGCGGAUCCUACCAUGUAUCAGGCAACUUCCCCAUUUUCUACGACGAUCGAAUGUGCCGUGAUAGGAGCUGGCCAAGCCGGUCUGAGUACAGCGGGGAGACUCAAAGCGUUAGGCGUUCGCUGCGUCGUGGUUGAACAGAAUGCCGAGGUAGGGCAGAACUGGAAAUCUCGGUAUAAUUCCGCGAAACUGCAUACAACGAGAGAAUACGCCCAUCUCCCGUUCGACCGCACAUUCCCUGGAGAUAGAUAUCCAGAGUUCCUAACAAAGGAUGAUCUAGCGGGUGGAUAUCGAGAAUGGACCGCCAGGUUUGGGAUCGAUAUAUGGCUAUCUACCAAGCUCGUUUCGGCAUCAUGGGAUGAACAGGAACAGCUCUGGAGCCUGGCACUGGAACAUUCGAACCAGGAGUUGAUCUUACGCAGUCGAUUUCUGGUGGUCGCCAUUGGAGCUGGAUGCCAGCAGCCAUUUAUCCCCACUUAUUCGAAUCGAGACAAAUUCCAAGGGAUCACCGUUCAUUCUGGAGCAUAUGCCGAUUCAAAAGAAUGGACCGGGCUCAAGGGUGUAGUUAUUGGCACUGCAAAUACCGGCCAUGACGUCGCAGAGGAUAUGGUAGACGCAAAGUUGGCGUCUGUGACAAUGCUACAGAGGUCUCCUACGUACGUCUUGCCCGCGGAAUACUACACGAAGAUUCUAAAUCGAACAUAUAACGCUUCGACCCCGACUGAUUUGGCCGACAUGGUUGGAAGCUCCCAACCAUUUGCCGUGAGCCGGCUCAUCAACCAAAAGGUGCUCCACGCGGCUGCUCAACAAGAGCCGGAGCGGUUUGAUGCACUUGAGCGGGCUGGAUUCAGGACCAUCCGUUACGGUGAUAUCGUUUACCAGCUCUUUGAACGGUUUGGGGGGCACUACAUGGAUGUCGGGUGUUCGGAGAAAAUUGCCCGUGGUCUUAUCAAGGUUAAAUCCGACGCACUGCCAGUGAGUUAUACUGAGACCGGCCUUUUAUUCAACGACGGGACACAACUCGACGCAGACGUGAUUGUAUUCGCCACUGGGUUCCAAAGCAACUUGAAAGUCCAGAUGAAGGAUGUCUUCGGUUCCGCGAUUGUCGACAAGCUGGAGGAUUUCUGGGGCUUUGAUGAUGAGGGGGAAGUCCGGGGUGCCUUCAAAUUAUGUGGUCAUCCCACUCUCUGGUUUCAUGGUGGUACUCUGGCCGUAGCACGCUAUUACUCUCGCUUCAUCGCGUUGCAGAUCAAAGCGGCAGCUGUGGGAGCGCCAUUCGAGAUUUAUUCUCAAUCACGUCUGAAUGUCUAA
Molecule: messenger RNA, 1767 nt
Organism: Aspergillus bombycis
Lineage: Eukaryota; Fungi; Ascomycota; Eurotiomycetes; Eurotiales; Aspergillaceae
Product: flavin-containing monooxygenase
Exons: 10
Coding region: 1-1767 (588 amino acids)
Molecular function (GO): NADP binding; N,N-dimethylaniline monooxygenase activity; flavin adenine dinucleotide binding
Source: RefSeq, a predicted model, not a curated record